UAGAAAACACAGGGCCACUACAAACAUUUCUCUGUUGCAGAAAAGGAACAAAAAGGGAAAUUUGUAAACAGAAUGUAUAAAGGCCAGUAUUCAGACGUGGAGGCGGGCCCUGGUGUAGCUCUGUAUCCUGACGUUUCUUACUCUGAAAAUAUCGACAGGUGGAAUUUUAUCAGAAAGAUUUAUGGAAUUCUGAGUGUGCAGUUGCUUCUUACAGUAGUAGUUGCAGGCCUUGUGGUCUACAACCCAUCAGUGGCUCUCUUCUUUAAUAGUUGCUCUGGUUUCAGCCUUUAUAUACUUCUAGUCAUUUCUCCCUUCAUCUGGUUUUGUAUUCUCUAUUAUUUUCACCGAACUCAUCCCAUCAAUUAUAUUUUACUAUUUGCAUUCACAGCUUGCAUUAGCCUAGCAGUAGGUUUAAGUUGUUCAUUCACAGACGGAAAGGUAAUAUUUGAGGCAGCAAUCCUUACAGCAGCGGUUGUGAUUAGCCUUACUCUAUAUACCUUUUGGGCUGCAAGAAGAGGAUACGAUUUCAAUUUCCUAGGGCCUAAAUUGUUUUCAACACUUGUUGUGCUUAUUGUCUUUGGUUUCAUUCAGAUGACUGCUAAUGAGGAAAGAAGUGUGGCUAUAAUGAAAUCCUUUGUUGAAGUUGAUCUCUACAGAAUUCGCAUUGUGGGAUUCUUUUUACAUCAUGUUUAUUGA
Molecule: messenger RNA, 696 nt
Organism: Cryptomeria japonica (Japanese cedar)
Lineage: Eukaryota; Viridiplantae; Streptophyta; Pinopsida; Cupressales; Cupressaceae
Product: protein LIFEGUARD 2-like
Exons: 4
Coding region: 73-696 (207 amino acids)
Cellular component (GO): membrane
Source: RefSeq, a predicted model, not a curated record